AUGUUAUCUCCGACUCCAAACGCCGGCGAGAGCACUCCAGUCGCAAUGGCGACCACCACUGUCAAGGUUGACGGAAUGACCUGCGGGGCAUGUACCUCUGCAGUUGAGGGCGCAUUUCAAAGAGUAGACGGUGUGCAGGAUGUUUCCGUCAGUCUGAUCAUGGGCAGGGCCGCUGUACAACACGACCCGUCAGUGAUAGAGCCCACGAAAAUCGCAGAAAUCAUUGAAGACUGUGGCUUCGAUGCCGUAGUACUGUCGACCAACGAAAAUAAACCCCCCAACGCUGCUGCUUCUUCUCUCCCGACCCCGCGGUUAUCAGUGACCAAUCUGGCAGUUGAGGGUAUGACAUGCGGCGCAUGUACAUCUGCAGUAGAAAGCGGGUUGAACGAUGUCCCUGGUGUGCACCUAGUGGACGUUUCACUACUUUCCGAGCGCGCAGUCGUGGAACAUGAUGCCGACAUCAUCACACCGGAACAGAUCGCAGAAAUCAUUGAAGAUCGAGGCUUUGGAGCGCGGGUGCUGGACACCUCCCUGCUGCGCUCCAAGGAGCCUUCCACGUCGGCCGAUCCGGAAAAUAAAUCCGCACUCAUGGUUACCACCGUCGCAAUUGGCGGCAUGACAUGUGGCGCUUGCACGUCGAGCGUUGAAGGUGCCCUGGAGAAUGUGGAGGGAGUGAUCCAGUUCAACAUCAGUCUUCUGGCUGAGCGAGCGGUGGUUGUGCACGACCCAACAACAAUCCCCGCCAGCAAAAUUACAGAUCUCAUUGAAGAUGCCGGCUUUGACGCGUCGGUCGUGUCAUCGGGGACACAAGCUUCAAUAUCCAAAAAGACGCAACAUGUCAACUUGAGCCUGCAUGGUCUCCGGGACGGCACUUCUGCUACUGCAUUGGAAGACACCAUAUUACAGCAACCAGGCGUACACUCUGCAUCAAUAAAACUGGCUACCUCUCAUAUGGCCGUUGCUUUCGAUCCAUCUAUCAUCGGAAUUCGAUCUGUUGUGGAAGUGAUCGAGGCUGCUGGCUACAACGCCUUGCUAGUUGACACGGAUGAUACCAAUGCCCAGUUACAAUCAUUGUCCAAAACGAAGGAAAUCCAAGAAUGGAAACGGUCCUUCAUUACUGCGGCGUCCUUUGCGGUCCCUGUCUUCCUCAUCAGCAUGAUACUGCCGAUGUACUUGCCUGGGCUUGACUUCGGAAACUUCGAAUUGAUACGGGGAUUGUAUCUUGGAGACCUGAUCUGUCUCUGCCUGACCAUCCCGGUGCAGUUCGGCAUCGGCAGACGAUUUUACAUGACCAGCUUCAAGUCCCUCAAGCAUCGGUCCCCAACGAUGGACGUUCUGGUGAUGCUGGGGACCUCGGCUGCCUUCUUCUACAGUUGCUUUACCAUGCUCUUGGCGCUUUGCAGUGUGGAUCAUGGCCGUCCCAGCACCGUGUUUGAUACCAGCACGAUGCUCAUUACGUUCAUCACUCUGGGGCGUUGGCUGGAAAACCGCGCCAAGGGCCAAACAUCUGCUGCUCUGUCUCGACUCAUGUCUUUGGCCCCAUCAAUGACUACCAUAUACGAUGAUCCCAUUGCAGCCGAAAAACUGGCCGAACGCUGGACCUCGAAGUCUACGGCUGGCGCACCUGAGCAACCCGCGUUGUCUGAGGACAUGGCAGUGGCUCAGAAGAACAUCCCCACCGAGCUGAUUCAAGUCGGUGAUGUCGUUAUUCUUCAUCCCGGUGACAAGGUUUCUGCAGAUGGCGUUGUCAUUCGUGGUGAAAGCUAUGUUGAUGAGAGCAUGAUCAGCGGAGAGGCGUUGCCAAUUUUCAAAAAGAAAGGCAGCCCGGUCAUUGCUGGCACUGUGAACGGUACAAACUCAAUAGAUUUCAAAGUCAUUCGAGCCGGCAAGGACACCCAGUUGAGCCAGAUUGUGAAGUUGGUUCAGGAUGCGCAGACGAGCCGUGCUCCGAUUCAGCGCAUGGCUGACAUUGUUGCCGGUUACUUUGUGCCCACCAUCAUUGGCCUCGGUUUGGUCACGUUUUUUGGCUGGAUGUUCCUCAGCCACGUACUGCCUCAUCCGCCCAUGAUUUUCGAAAUGGCCAACAAUGGUGGUCGGGUCAUGGUUUGCUUGAAGCUGUGCAUCUCUGUCAUUGUCUUUGCAUGCCCCUGCGCCUUAGGUCUGAGUACCCCAACCGCUGUCAUGGUGGGUACUGGAGUUGGCGCGGAGCAUGGCAUCCUCGUCAAAGGAGGUGCCGUUCUUGAGGCCGCCACAAAAAUCACUCAUGUAGUCUUUGAUAAAACGGGCACUUUGACAACAGGUCAGAUGAACGUUGCUCACACCCGAAUUGAACCUCAAUGGUCGAUGAACGACUGGCGCCGUCAGCUCUGGUGGCUUGUCGUCGGCCUCGCAGAGACAGGCAGUGAACAUCCCAUCGGACGAGCGAUUCUCUCCGCGGCGCUAGUCGAAUCAGGUCAUCCCGGAGCAGAUGGACUACCAGGCGUCAUGGGUGAUUUUGACAAUGAAGUUGGCAAGGGUAUCUCCGCCGUCGUCGAGCCUACAUCCAGCGGCCAGCGUAUUCGGCACCACGUGCUGCUUGGUAACGCCAAAUUCCUUCAGUCCAAAGGCGUCACUGUCCCCGCUGAUGCAGAUCCCGACUCUGAGGUACCCGGUGGCUCAGAAGCCCAUGUCCCUAAGCCCAGUAGCACAGCAUCUGGAAUUACCCGCAUCCAUGUAGCAAUCGACAACAGCUACGCUGGAACCAUCUCCCUCCAAGACACUGUGAAAGACACAGCUGCGGCGGCAGUCGCGGCUCUUCAUCGCAUGGGCAUCUCAACAUCUAUGGUAACAGGCGACACUCUCUCAACAGCGGUAUCCAUCGCCACAGCAGUCGGUAUCCCAACCACCGCAAUCCACGCCUCCAUCUCGCCAUCCGGGAAGCGAGCAAUAGUCUCUGCCCUUCAAGCCGAAGGCGAGAUCGUUGCCAUGGUCGGCGACGGCAUCAAUGACUCUCCCGCACUGGCAACAGCGUCCGUCGGAAUCGCCCUCGCAUCCGGCACAGACGUCGCCGUAGAGUCUGCCGACAUCGUCCUCAUGCGUCCGGAUGACCUGCUCUCUGUACCAGCCAGCCUCGCCCUCUCACGCUCAGUCUUCAGACGCAUCAAGUUGAACCUCAUCUGGGCUUGCAUGUACAAUGUCCUCGGCCUACCCUUCGCCAUGGGUCUUUUCCUCCCCUUCACCGGCUUCAUGCUACCCCCCAUGGCCGCCGGUGCUGCCAUGGCUCUGUCGAGUGUCUCCGUCGUUGUCAGCAGUCUGCUUCUGAAGUUCUGGCAGCGCCCGGCUUGGAUGGAAACUGAGCGUCUUGAGAAGGAGCUUCGCUCCGGUGCGAUCCUGGUGCCUGGCGUGACGCGCGGUCGUGGCCAUGCUCGUAAGGUCAGCUGGUGGUCGUCUGCUAUCAUGAUGUCGACUAGCCCGCUCCCUGUUCGUCGGCGUAUCGGGAGUGCUGUGUCUGCGCUUUGGUCGUGGGUUACUGGUAAAGCACCGAAGCCGAUUGUUCGGGGUGAUGAGGGUUAUGUCCCGCUGCAGACGAUUGAUUCGCCUGUUUAA
Molecule: messenger RNA, 3585 nt
Organism: Penicillium bovifimosum
Lineage: Eukaryota; Fungi; Ascomycota; Eurotiomycetes; Eurotiales; Aspergillaceae
Gene: ctpA
Product: Cu(2+)-transporting P-type ATPase CCC2
Exons: 1
Coding region: 1-3585 (1194 amino acids)
Biological process (GO): monoatomic cation transport; copper ion homeostasis
Cellular component (GO): membrane
Molecular function (GO): P-type divalent copper transporter activity; ATP binding; copper ion binding
Source: RefSeq, a predicted model, not a curated record